Messenger RNA from Maniola jurtina (meadow brown), 3648 nucleotides. RefSeq lists its product as uncharacterized. NCBI's taxonomy places the organism in Eukaryota, Metazoa, Arthropoda, Insecta, Lepidoptera, Nymphalidae. The transcript is spliced from 7 exons. Bases 408 to 1613 code for a protein of 401 amino acids. Gene Ontology annotation, molecular function: protein binding. The record is from RefSeq and is a predicted model, not a curated record.
CCUACGCAGAUUACAUCCGCCAAGCGCCAGCUGGGUGCACUUCGCACCGGUCGCUGGUACAUUCCAUUUUCCAUUCCCGCCGUCCGCUAAACGCUUACCCGCGCCGAAGCGAAUAGACGUGUUCAUCGCGCUACCAUGAUACCAUACGAUAUAUCGUACACAUAUUAUCGUAACUUAGUUAUUUCCGAAAUGUAACUAUUUCCUUCUACUGUGCAUAAAAAUUAACAGUUUUAUGUAUCAAGUGCUCAAUAUAAUAAGUACUUCGAGUGUGAAUAAACGUAGUGUUGUGCUAAAAAUAAUUUUACUGUUUGUUUUUUUCACUAUCGGUGCACGAUGCAAGACGUUCUGAAUUUUUUCAAUAAUGUUGUUUCUAUGUUGAAAGUGUGCUAUUUUGUACUUUUAGAAACAUGUUGACAGGGUUUUUAGUGUUUCUGCUAGUUUUCCUCCAUGCAUUACAGUUUGCAUACUCCUCAAGCCUACUAUGCGGGCGCACCAAAGAGGUGGAGGUGGGCAACAACAUCGGCGCAGGCGCAGCGCUGGCGCUGACGCUGCUGCGACCUCCCUCCUCCAACUCUACCAGCCCCUGCCAGCUGAGGCUCAACGCGCCGGACGCAGCUGCAUUCACUGUCCGACUUAUUGAUGUUAAGGAAUCUCUGUCGGACUGGGAGCGUGGAGCGGCGGAUGUCCAGGCACCCGCGACUCUGCCCGGAGCGCUGGGUCGCAAGUGGAGCAUGCGGAGUGCGCACGCGCAGGACACCACCACAGGUGACACCACGCACAGCAGCAACGCCACGGACUCGUGUAAACUUCUUGUUUAUAUCGGAGAAGAGAAGACUCCAAUAUGGCGGCUGUCGCUGUGCGGCGGCAACGCGGCGGCAGUGGCGUCGCGGGCGGGAGCCAAACUGCUACCACCAAAGAUCCGCAUCGUGUGGAACCCUCCUAUCAACUCCUACCACCACACUGAGAAGUUACGGCUGGUGAUAACAGCUGUUAACAGCGGAGCAAUAUGCAACGAUGAAUCUCAAUUCAGAUGCGGUGCGACUAGUCUCUGUAUAUCCUCGUACCUUGUCUGCGAUGGAGUCCGUCAUUGCCCCGGAGGUGAAGAUGAGGACUCGAGCGCUUGUCUGCAUCACCGCGACUCCCCACUCCUGGAGAUGCUGAGGAGGUUUGCAGCUAGAAACCAGGAGCUGUUGGGACUUGACCAGCCCGAUGGCGUUACAAAACCUUCGGUUAUAAUGAAGAUAACGGAGGGAGAACAAAAACAGAACGCAUUCAUGGAGUUUGCGGCGGCGCUGAAGCCUUACGGGCCGUGGAGCUACCUCGUUGUGGGCAUGCUGUUCUGCGCCACCAUCCUCAUGUUCUGUCUGGCGUGGGAAUGCUGUUGCAAAAGCUCCAAGCCAUCCGAUACGCCUCUGAACGUCAUCCCCGCAGCCUGCAUAGACAUCUCCCCGACCGUCAACGUGACCGCAGCUUCGCAGCAACUGUUCGAAACUCUUCCCCCCACCCCUCCAGAAUACGAACCACCCCCCUCCUACUCCUCCUUAUUCCCUAGAGCUUUCAAAUCAUCUCCCGCUCCCGUACCACACUGCUCUCACCAAGAACCUCCAGAUUGAGUUACUCGCUUACUUAAUAUGGUGUAAAAUAGUUGUAUCAUAAGUGAAGGACUGUUCAUUAAUCACGUCACACUGAUUUAUUUUCUUUCAUCGUCAACCGAUAAGCGUGCAAUGCUGGACCUGUGUCUUUCUCUAGGAAUUUCGACGGGCCGCGGUCUUGGGCCGUCAUUACCCAAAGGCUAUCGGAGACUCAUUUGAUGUUGUUUGCCCACCUAGUGAGGGGAUCUGCCAACGCUACGCCUUCCGAUUUGAGGUCUUUUCUCCAGCACCUACGGCCCCCUUAACGUUAUACUGCAGACCAACUCCUGUGUUGUGGUGUAACGCAACUCAUUCUGGAGUGACUUUCAACCAAUCAAAAUUAGCGCAGGCUCCAGAGCGAUACCUGCUGCCAAUCGUCACCAUAGACAAACUUAUAUGCCCAUCUUCGCAUCACGAUACACUAGAAAGAAAAAAGUUCACUUCCAAAGUCGCUUCCACUUUGCAUGGUUUUUGACAUCCUCACUUCGAAGACCGUUCUAGACCUUUUAUUGUGACGUCACACAUACGCGGCGAUAGUCUUUUCGACAUGCUUGCAGUUCUGAGCUUGUUUUUCCAAUCGAUUGGCGUCAGCGCCUGCUCCUGUUUCAUUUAACUUUAACUUCGUCAUGCUGUCUCAGAUUACGCAAGGGGUCCGCUUUCCAGUAAAGUCACUUCUAUUUUGCAUGGUCUAUACAACCUCCAUACAUAGGUACGCGGCGGUAUAGUCGCUUUGAACAUGCUCGCUCUGGACUUUUUUCUCAAUCGGUUCAGGUCCGAGGGAAUCAAGGUUGUCACACUCUUCGGUUACUCUCAUUUUGUGUUAGGCUAGCGACAAACCUUGCGGAAUUCCGCUUUAAUGGGACAUUAAAAUGUUAGACGAGCGCCUUUGCGCGGAACUGUCCCUCACAGGAUUUCGCUUAAUUUAUCCGUAGCCUUAAAGUAUGACGUGAUUAUUAGAUGGUCCCUGAGUAAGAUUGUAGCCAAAUCAAUUAGUAGGUAGCCUUAUAACUUUAGUGUAAGCAUUGCAAUAAAAUAAUUUUUUGAGUGCUGUUCUGAUAAUAUUAUGUGUCUUGAAACCUCGACGAAGUAUGUUUUUCAUCGGCUUAUUUAUAGGUCUGUGUAUUUCUUUUUUCUUUAUAACUUCUGAAGGUAGGUAUUUUAUUUGCAGAAUACAGAUGCAAACGAAAUAAAAAAUGUAGUUCAACAGCUUAGCGAUCAUACAGUUCCGAAACGAAUAUCUCACUACGAUCACGUGCACACCGUUUAUCGGAUUGAUUGAAUUGAUUGAUGAAGAUGGAUCUAGACUAAACGAGCAAAUACUCGCUCUUUGUCCAUUGUGUCAUAUCCUCUUUCGAUAAACACGUUUGCUUGUUUGGUCUAAAUGUACUUAAACAUUUUUUUAAUAUACAUGCAAACCUGUUUCUUCAUUGUUUAAUCGCUAAGUAUAAAAGAUCUAAUAUACUUUUGUUCUGAGAUAUAAUGUGAGAUGAGCCAUAUGUUGUACAAUAGAGUAUAGUUAUAAUAUUAUGAUUUAUGUUAACUAUUUGGGACCAAGAUUAUUUUAUGUACCUAUAAUAUUUGAGAAAUAUUUUGAGGAUUGUCUCAAAAAUGUGCCUUAUAAUGUGUAAACUAUCUUAAUUAAUUUACAGCAAAAAAAUAUAUCUAUAUAGAAAAAAAAUUGAACUAUUAAGUAUUUAAAGUGUAGCAUAUUAUUGUAAAAUCGAGGCAGUGUUUUUCAAUUUUGCGUUUGGAAAAGGCAUAGAUCCAAAACCAUACAGCCUCACCACAUUAUAUUACAGUAGGUAUGAGUGAUUUAACACAUAUUCUGAAAUUAGCAUUAGGUUAGGUAGGAUAAUAUGAUUCAAUUGAAUAUUGGUUGUUUUCGUGAGUGAAUGUCUUUAAUAUACCUACCUACUUAUAAUUUUUUGCGUGUGUCUAUGUGUGUGAAUCUAUCUUUUUGAGGAUUGUAAAAUAAGUAAUAAUGCAACUCUUGUGUAUUCUUCUAUUAAAGCCUGAC